CAGGGCGCGCUGUCACGCCAGCGUAACAGAAGCGUUUUCCGGGUUUCAUUGCCCCGUUUAGCUCACGCAACAGUCCUUCCGGCCUGACCGCCAUCAAAGAUAGCAGACAUGGCUAUUCGUUAUCCUAUGGCUGUUGGCCUUAACAAAGGCCACCCAGUCACCAAAAAUGUCGCUGCUCCCAAACACAGCCGCCGGCGCGGGCGUCUGACCAAACACACCAAGUUUGUGCGGGAUAUGAUCCGUGAAGUGUGUGGGUUUGCUCCGUAUGAGAGGAGAGCCAUGGAGCUGCUGAAAGUGUCCAAGGACAAGAGAGCCCUCAAGUUCAUCAAGAAGAGGAUCGGCACUCACAUUCGGGCCAAGAGAAAGAGAGAAGAGCUGAGCAACGUACUGGCUGCCAUGAGAAAGGCUGCUGCCAAGAAGGAGUAAAAGUCAUUUAAUAAAACAUGAAACUACA
Molecule: messenger RNA, 454 nt
Organism: Haplochromis burtoni (Burton's mouthbrooder)
Lineage: Eukaryota; Metazoa; Chordata; Actinopteri; Cichliformes; Cichlidae
Gene: rpl36
Product: ribosomal protein L36
Exons: 4
Coding region: 109-426 (105 amino acids)
Biological process (GO): cytoplasmic translation
Cellular component (GO): cytosolic large ribosomal subunit; ribosome
Molecular function (GO): structural constituent of ribosome
Source: RefSeq, a predicted model, not a curated record